GUUCUGAUUUUUGUCUGUACCGAAGCAUGACAUUUCCAUCGUCGUCAUUUGGAAAUUGUACGCGGAAAAGCAGAAUGAUGCUGAGUGAAGAGACAAUUCCAUCGUCGUCAUCUGAUCCCUGGAGCACACCACAAUCACAGAAAGAAAAUUCAAAACUCGGUUGAUUGUCUAAUUCCGCGAAACUUCUCGGAGAAUCGGACGGUUUACAGUUGAUUAAUCAUAUAUUCUCACCAAGCAUAACAAGCUUUUCUGCCUCAAAUGAGCUGACUGAAACAGAGCCUCUCUGCAGGCCGGCAAGCAGCGAAAACCAGAGUCACCAUAACUACGUCACAACUUUCGAAGGGCUUGAAGGGGAAGCCAACACUGUUCACCACCUCCCAAGCGCAUUAAUAAGUCCGAGUUUACAAGAGGCAGCACAGCACCAUUAAUGCGGAAUCAGAGCCAGUGAUUGGUUGCAAAUGCAUCGAGACGUUAACUUCACCAACAGGUCAAGUUGGUGAGGAGGUAGAAGAUGAAACUCCCCAGAGCAACAAGAAGAUAAUUAAAGGAAGCCUCAGUUUCUCAAACAUAGCCAUGGAAUUGCGGCUAGUAUUACUGAAGACAACUUUUAUCUUGCUCUUUAUUCAGUUUGGCCUAGCUCGAGGAAUAUCUUCGAGCUUCGGAAUCGAAAGGGUCGCGCUGCGUCAGCUUCGCUCGUCGUUGGGAAUUCGCAGCAAGUACUGGCCCAUAAAAGCGGAACCGUGCAGGAACUGGACCGGGGUUCGGUGCCAGAACGGGCAAGUCGUUGGGAUCAACUUAUCCGGUUUAAGACGAACACGACUCGGGCUUCACCAUGCUCGUUUCGCGGUGGAUUCUCUUGUCAAUUUCACACUCUUAGAGUCAUUCGAAGCUUCUGGGUUCGUGCUAAAUGGGUCCAUUCCUGACUGGUUCGGACAGCGCCUGCGGACACUCCAAAGGCUCGAUCUAAGUUCUUGCUCAGUCACGGGUCUCAUUCCUCCGUCGCUUGGGAAUUUGAGUGGGUUGAAGUAUCUGAUUCUAGCAGAUAAUAGUCUCACUGGGAGAAUGUCUUCCACAUUGGGGCAAUUAUCCAGCUUAUCGGUUCUGAAUCUCUCAGGAAAUUCGCUUACUGGAUCAAUACCCAACUCUUUCUCGUCUCUUGUCAAUCUCACAAGCCUUGACCUUUCUUCUAAUUUUUUGUCUGGUUCCAUUCCAGCCCAUCUUGGUAACCUUAGUAGGCUUCAGUUUUUGAAUCUUUCCGAUAAUAACUUCAUCGCCUCAAUACCUUACCAACUGGGUAAUCUUUCUCAGUUAAUUAAGCUUGAUCUAAGCAAGAAUUCUUUGUCUGGGCCAUUGCCACGUGAUUUGUUUUCUAAUCUUACUCUCCUACGAAGCCUGUCUCUGAGUAGGAAUGCUUUUGAUGGCUUUCCUUCUCCUGCAUUGUGGUCAAUGAGCCACCUGUUCUUCCUUGAUGUAUCCAGCAACAACCUUACUGGCACCCUGCCGAAAUUUGGAACAAAUGUUAAAUCUACCGGUGCCAUCUUCAACCUCUCAAGCAAUUUGUUCUAUGGAUAUCUUAAUACUUCGUUUAAGAAAUUUAGGAUCAUUGAUUUGUCCAGUAAUUAUUUCCAAGGUAAGGUGCCUGAUCAUGGCUCAAGUAAUAUUAUUCUUGAUACAAAUUGCCUAAUAAUGAGUCCGAAACAAAGGAUUUCUAGAGAUUGUAGACUGUUUUAUGCUCAGAGAAGCCUAAUCUUUUUUGGUGCUCAAGAACCAGCGCCGUCACCUUUGGUCGAAGCAGAGUCCAGAAACAACAAACGAGUGACAUUCAUUUUGGCAGGCACAUUUGGUGGGCUUGUGUUUAUUGUAAUUCUAGCAUUGGUCCCGGUAUUGCUUCUAGGAAAAUGUGGUAAUAGCACUGAAACUCGAAAAAGGGAAGCAAAAGAGGGACCCGUUCAAGAAGGGGAAAGUCCUAUGCCUCCUAAGAAUCCUAUGUUAGACAGCGAAAUGGGAGAAUCAUUUAGUUAUGAGCAAAUACUCUAUUUGACUGGUAAUUUUGCUGAAGCUAAUAUCAUCAAGCAUGGUCAUUCCGGAGACCUUUUUAAGGGAACCCUGGAAGGUGAAGUGAGCGUGGUUGUGAAAAAGGUAGACUUGAACUUAGUCAAGGGAGAAUCGUUCAAAUUGGAAUUGGAAUUGCUAAGCAAGGUUUCGCAUAAAAGAUUGGUGCCGCUGCUGGGGCACUGCUUGGAGAAUGAGAAUGAGAAAUUUUUAGUUUACAAGUAUAUGCCAAAUAGAGAUUUGGCUACUUGUUUGCACAGAGUGAGUGGCUCUGAUGAUAAAGAACCGCCCCUGGAUUGGAUCACCAGGUUGAAAAUUGCAAUAGGAGCUGCUGAAGGCCUAUAUUACAUGCAUGAGUGUAGCCCUCCCCUUGUCCAUAGAGAUGUCCAAGCAAGUAGUAUACUUCUUGAUGAUAAAUUUGAAGUUAGACUUGGAAGUUUGAGUGAGGUUACUGUCCAGGGAGAUCUUCACCAGAAUGUCAUCACAAGGUUAUUUCGCAAGUCACAAUCUUUUGAUCAAAACAAUUCAGGUUCAUCAUCUGCGGCAUGUGCUUAUGAUGUAUACUGUUUUGGGAAGGUCCUGCUUGAGCUCGUUACCGGUAAGCUUGGAAUUAGCAAGACAAAUGAUGCCAACACAAGAGAGUGGAUAGAGCAAACAUUGUCUUAUAUAAGCAUACAUGACAAGGAACAGAUGACAAAGAUGGUAGACCCAUCUCUUAUUGUGGAUGAGGACCUGUUGGAAGAGGUAUGGGCUAUGGCAAUUGUGGCCAGAUCAUGCCUCAACCCCAAGCCUUUUAAACGCCCUCUAAUAGGGCAUGUCCUAAAAGCACUGGAAAAUCCUUUGAAGAUAGUGAGGGAAGAAUAUAAUAGUAGCUCAGCCAGGUUGAGAACAACUUCAUCCAGGAGAUCUUGGAGCACAGCAUUCUUCGGUAGCUGGAGACAGAGCUCGUCAGAAAGUGCCACUGCAACUGCGAACAAAGAGGUUAUUACUGCCAGUGGUUUUAAACAAACAGGAAGAGUAGGGUCUCAGGGUAGUGGUGGAAAUGAUCACUCUUCUUCCCACAAAAGGUUGUCCAGUGAAGUUUUCCCUGAACCAUUGGAAAUUCAAGAGGUGGAAACUGGGGGCGCAAAAUAAGCAUCCAUUAAAGGUGGAUUUGGUGAUUCUCCUUUGGUUAGGCUUUCCGCGUAUAGCUUAUUUUCCGGAUCGCCGUUGUCUAAGCAAUGUAAAUCAUGCUACUUACACAAAAGGACUCUUGACGCAAUCAACCUCUUGUCUUCUCA
Molecule: messenger RNA, 3332 nt
Organism: Prosopis cineraria
Lineage: Eukaryota; Viridiplantae; Streptophyta; Magnoliopsida; Fabales; Fabaceae
Product: probable LRR receptor-like serine/threonine-protein kinase At2g16250
Exons: 6
Coding region: 574-3186 (870 amino acids)
Biological process (GO): protein phosphorylation
Molecular function (GO): ATP binding; receptor serine/threonine kinase binding; protein kinase activity
Source: RefSeq, a predicted model, not a curated record